CGGUGUGUGCGACUGCGACCUCUCCUUCUCCUUCAGUUCAGUUAGUCGAGUUUCAACCACGAUUCGAACAACAACCUGCAAAGUUGAAUCUUGCAAAUACACCAUUCAGUGCCUCAUCGGACUUUUAUUUCUUGCGUGUAUAUAUACCGCCUUCGUCAUUCUUCAGUGAAAGUGAAACUUUUUGAGUCCUCGAAAAGGACUUUCGCUUUCUCGCCGGGUUUCGCGAUUCUUAAUUAGUGAUCAAACUCUUCCGUCUUAUCUGCGUGAUUCAGCAAUCCUUGAUCCAUUUGGAUCCAAUCUCAGCUAGAUUAACUGAACACUCGAACCAAAAGUUGUCGCAAAGCCUCGCUUCCGAAGCGGAAAAGAACUUCGAAGGCCAACAAUAAAAAUACAACACCCGCAUACGUGAACAAAAAAGAGCUACCAAGUAUCGCAAUAAAAAAAAAGGAGGACAAAGAUAAAAAGUACUGCCUUCUUCAUCAAAAACUGGAUCAAAAUUCAUCAAAUAUCAACACCAAAAGAGAAAAGCAGGUCUUCAAGGACGUGUUCUCCAAGAUUGAGACCAAGUCUUGAGAACCAGGACACCUCUUCUUUAGAACAUAAUUCUGCGAUACGAUUGCGUUCGGUUGCGAAAUCUGCUGGGCCUGUACUACAUAUAGUGAUCAGUGAAGAGUUCUACAAAAGGUUCCGGUUUGGAAUAUCGAUUCCUGCACGUGUUUCUAUUAGAAUCUAGACUCUCUUGAUCAACUUCGAGGAGCAGACGUGCGAAGGUCAUGUAACAGGGUCCGUCCGUUAGUGGAAAAUGUGUCAGUAGGAUAGACACCGUUUUUCUCGACUCUCACUCUAUAAGGUGUAAACCAACUUACAAAUUGGAUUAGAACAAUUCUGCUUUUUCAAGAGUAUUUUGAAGAUUGAGUGGAUUAUCCAAUUCUGAUGUAUACGUCAAGAAGUUUCUCAAUUUGUUUGCUUCGCUUGAUUUCAAAUUUCUUCAGCUGAUUCCAUUUUCUUCAGCUGUUUGCUGGAAGCUUUCUUUAUCAAGUGUUAGUGAAGAACGUAGCUGACCGCAUUGCGUCAGAAGCAAGUGAUCGCAAUAGUUGAUCAUAAUUAAUCACAGUUCUGCAAUCGGAGAGUCAAGUGAUAGUAAGAAAGGGGAUUCGCUACUUGGAAAUGGUAGUAUUUUUAUUAGAGCAGUGGAAUUUACAUUUGUGACUAUGAGACUUGGGAAAUUAAAAUCCAAGAGUCAUAAAACAGUUACGAGUGUUAAAGUGCUUCAAGUUUCUUGAUCUUGGUGAACUUUGCCACUUCGAGGCAGUUUUUUAUCCUAAGUUCUGUGGUGUUAACCAAGUCGAAAUGAAAAAUCCGGAACACGAGAGUGGCUAUUUCGAGGAUGGGAGCGACGUGGAGAUCACCUCAUCUGAAGAACAUUCAACUGGUGAAGAGAGGAAAUGGUGUUCUGGAUCAUAUGGUCUUACGAAAGCUAUCCAUGAAUUAGAUGUCCGGGAUUCGCCCGCAUCACCAGAUCCGGUUACCCAAGAACAUCAAUGCAAAAAAGUAAACCUAGCAGAUAGCGGAAAGAGAGUGGACAUGACGCAUUUUGACUUGCUCAAAGUCUUAGGCACAGGAGCCUAUGGAAAAGUAUUUCUUGUUCGAAAAAGAACUGGGGCGGAUACUGGACGUCUGUACGCCAUGAAAGUUUUGAAAAAAGCGUCUAUCGUCCAAAAGAAAAAAACGACAGAGCACACAAAGACUGAGAGACAAGUUUUGGAAGCUGUACGAGAUAGUCCCUUUUUGGUUACUCUACAUUAUGCCUUUCAAACAGAUGCAAAAUUGCAUCUGAUUUUAGAUUAUGUGAGUGGUGGAGAAUUAUUCACCCAUCUUUAUCAGCGGGAACACUUUACCGAAAACGAGGUUCGAAUAUAUAUAGGAGAAAUUAUUUUAGCUCUCGAACACUUGCACAAGCUGGGAAUCAUCUAUAGAGAUAUUAAAUUAGAAAAUAUCCUUCUGGACCACGAAGGACACAUUGUUCUGACGGAUUUCGGACUUAGCAAAGAAUUCUUGCCCCAUGAGAGGGACAAUAAUGCGAGAGCUUAUUCGUUUUGCGGUACUAUUGAAUACAUGGCGCCAGAAGUUGUACGGGGAGGUUCUGCUGGUCAUGAUAUUGCAGUUGAUUGGUGGAGCGUUGGUGUUCUGACCUACGAACUACUAACGGGCGCCUCACCUUUCACCGUCGAAGGCGAGAAGAAUACUCAGCCAGAAAUCUCGAGGCGGAUUUUAAAAACCGAGCCUCCAAUCCCAAGUCACCUGAAUUCCACAGUCCGGAACUUCAUCACACGACUCCUAGUUAAGGAUCCUCGUCAGAGAUUGGGAGGAGGUCCGCGCGACGCUAAAGAACUCAAGGAACACGCCUUCUUCAGGAAAGCGCCACCACCUUUUAGCUGGGAAGCUCUAGAAACCCGAACGAUUACUCCACCUUUCGUGCCUCGAAUUACUCAUGAACUGGACACUAGUAAUUUUUCUGACGAAUUUACAAAGAUGGUUGCGGCCGAUAGUCCUGCGGUUGUUCCUCCAAAUUACGAUAAGGUUUUUAGAGGCUACUCCUACGUAGCGCCUUCAAUUAUCUUCAGCGACAAUGUGAUGAGUAAUGACAUUUUCAACGAAGCUGUGAAAGGAUCUCCGGACAGUCAACGACCAACACCUGCUGAUAUUUUAGCCGCCUGCUUCGAGGAAUCUAGUUUCUUCCAAACGUACGAAUUGGAUCCAAGAGAAGAGGCUCUCGGCGAUGGAAGUUUUUCCAUUUGUCGGCGAUGUCGUCACAGACAGACGAAGCAGGAAUACGCUGUGAAAAUAGUGAGCCGAAGAGUCUAUUCGGAAAAGGAAGCCUCGCUGCUGAGAACUUGUCAGGGGCAUCCGAAUGUUGUGAAAUUGAUAGACGUUCAUCAAGACAGAGCCCACACUUAUUUGGUGAUGGAAUUAUUAUCAGGCGGGGAAUUGUUGAGGAGAACAAGACCCUUUUCCGAACAGCAGGCUAGUAAAGUGGCAAGGCAGCUCUCUUCGGCUGUGAGAUUUAUGCAUACUAGAGGUGUCGUGCAUCGAGAUCUUAAACCAGAAAACUUGAUCUUUGCCAGCUCUGCUGAUGACUCGCCGAUCAAGAUUAUAGAUUUUGGAUUGGCGCAGUUGAAACGAGGCUGUGAACCUCUACACACGCCUUGUUUUACGCUUCCUUACGCUGCGCCCGAAGUUCUUGCACGACAGGGUUACGACGAGAGCUGUGAUCUUUGGAGUUUGGGAGCAGUUCUUUACUCCAUGUUGUCCGGGAAGCCUCCCUUUCCCUUGGGCUCUUCUGAUCUCGCCUCGAGAGCUAAAUCUGGGGAGAUCAAUUUUGAUGGUGCGGAUCUUAGCCACGUUUCGACUAUCGGUAAACAAGUAAUCAAAGGUCUCUUGACUACUGAGCCAACCAAGAGAUUGACCGCGACUGCUCUCGCCCUCCAUCCUUGGUUAGUCGGGAACAACUCCAGUUUCGAUGCUUCCAAUUCAGAACCUUCAUCAACAAACAGUUCCAUCGACAAGCCAGAAGGAUUCCGACUCCGUGAAGUAGACGGUGCUAAACUCGCCCAGCGUCGAAAGUUACACAAACGGUCCACCUCCAGUUCCGUCUCUUCAACGGCUUCAACAACCUCAAGGUCUUCCAACGUAUCUAUACAACUCCUGCGACCUCCAAGUGCAACAACGACAACCACAACAAGUUCCGCAUCACCAGCACAACCGAGUGCUUUCGACUUCAGGGAAGAAAAAGUCAGCGAGUAUCUUAGCUCGCUCUCAUCAUCAUCAGAUUCAAAUUCCCCGCGGAGUCAUUGCCGGUCCGAGCGGCGAGAAGAGCGCCGAGAAUCUCGAGAUGUGCCGCGAGCAAAGAGACGCAAACGCGACGAUGAUCCCGAGGAGAAGAAGCACUCGAGUGGACCUGUUACUCGAGCGAGGAAACGAAAGCUGGAACAGAGUGAGUCUGACAGUUCGACCGAAUCUUCCCCGGAACUUGUACGAUCCUGCAAACGAGAAUUGAACGUCCACCGGAAACAGAAACCAGGAAAACGACCGAAACGACUGGCUACUAUUAUAGUCGAAUAAUAAAUAAAUUAUAUCAUCUCGUUUCCUAUGCAUUUUCAGCGACGUAUUUGCUGUUGCCUUUGGGUUCGUGCAAGCCACGAACGUUGCAUCAUUCCUAUCUCGAUAAUUUUUAUUAGUCUUGUACAUACAGAUUAUAUGUAUAUUAUCUUUGCUCUUUGUAAGGAUAUUUAUGAUGUUGAGAUGAAUUUAUCGGUUGCUAAUGCUGAAUUCUGUAUUACUCCAGCUUACCACUUUUUAUUGUGAUACAAUCGAAGAAAGUGAUAUAGCCAGUUUUCCAAUAUCAACAUCAAAUUGGUUGGGAAAUAUAUUUUUAAUGUUUCGUGUGGAGGACAUUUUUAAUUGUGCACCAUUAUGUCUACGGCGCUUUUGAUUGGGUAGAGGGUACAGCGUAUUGAAUUAAUCGACACUGUCGGGGUGUCUACUUGACGGGGAAAGCCGGGAUUUUCCCUUCGAUUCUAGGUACUAAAAUUGAUAUAUUUUUUUUAUUUUAUAACUCUCAAGUUUGUUAAUUUUUUCAUAUUUUGAAAUAUUUAAGGUUUUCGAAAUCUUGAAAUUCGGUAUACAUUCAAACUCGUAAGUUAGUGUUUUUCUCAAUUUGUAAAUAUAUAUAUUUUUUUGUUUGAUUAAGGAGAAAAAGAUUUACGUUUUAAAAUUAAAAUUGAAAAAUUGUAGGAUUUAGAAGAGAUAUCUUUAAUUCUGAAUUUCAAAAAGGGAAUUGCAUAAACAAAUCACAGGGAUCACAGUCUUCGCUCUAUUCUCUUGCAUUUCCCCCCUUUUUUAUUUGAAGUACGCGGGGAAUUUAGGACUGGAAAGUAGUAUCAAGUUUGAAUUGUAAGAUUUUAACUUGCUUUGCUUGAAAUAUUAUUUGCUAAUGGCUACCCGUUUUAAAAAAAAAAUCAACUUUUAUCGGAAAAACGUUGCAUCGAUUGAAAUUGUUAUUUAUCAAAUUCAAUUUUAUCGAAUUGUUAACUGUUUGGAAAAUUGAAUUUUUAGCAGAUGAGAAUUUA
Molecule: messenger RNA, 5129 nt
Organism: Belonocnema kinseyi
Lineage: Eukaryota; Metazoa; Arthropoda; Insecta; Hymenoptera; Cynipidae
Product: ribosomal protein S6 kinase alpha-5-like
Exons: 5
Coding region: 1351-4122 (923 amino acids)
Biological process (GO): protein phosphorylation; regulation of DNA-templated transcription; intracellular signal transduction
Molecular function (GO): ATP binding; protein serine/threonine kinase activity; magnesium ion binding
Source: RefSeq, a predicted model, not a curated record